Messenger RNA from Talpa occidentalis (Iberian mole), 474 nucleotides. RefSeq names its product cytohesin-3-like. NCBI's taxonomy places the organism in Eukaryota, Metazoa, Chordata, Mammalia, Eulipotyphla, Talpidae. The transcript is spliced from 7 exons. Gene Ontology annotation, biological process: regulation of ARF protein signal transduction. The coding region runs from base 1 to 474 and encodes 157 amino acids. The record is from RefSeq and is a predicted model, not a curated record. Gene Ontology annotation, molecular function: guanyl-nucleotide exchange factor activity.
AUGAGAACGCUGUUCCAGGAAAACCUGCACUUGCCCAUCCUCGUGCCUGAAGACCUUUCAUUAGAAGAGAGGGAAGAACUUUUAGACAUUCGUCGGAGGAAAAAGGAACUUAUUGAUGACAUUGAGAGGCUGAAAUAUGAAAUUGCUGAAGUGAUGACAGAGAUUGACAAUCUGACUUCAGUGGAGGAGAGCAAAACGACUCAGAGGAAUAAGCAGAUAGCGAUGGGAAGAAAGAAGUUUAACAUGGAUCCCAAAAAGGGAAUUCAAUUUCUAAUAGAAAAUGACCUGCUGCAGAGUUCCCCAGAAGAUGUAGCCCAGUUCCUGUAUAAAGGAGAAGGCCUAAAUAAGACCGUCAUCGGGGACUACCUGGGGGAGAGGGAUGAAUUUAACAUUAAAGUUCUUCAGGCUUUUGUUGAACUCCAUGAGUUUGCCGAUCUCAACCUCGUGCAAGCCUUAAGCUCGAAAUCUCGGUAG